AGAAGCCAAAAUCCAGUUCUUCUUCGUUUCAUUUGCCCGUAAAACUUAUUCGGAACAAGAAACACAGGAGGAUAGGAAGACAGGCCGGCUACAGCACUAUAGGAGAAGCAGCACGAGGACCGUUAGAGCGACAGCGACACUUUUCUAGCACCUGGAACAUGAUUACGACCCAUUUUCUCCUCCGCUUUAGCUGUAGCUAUUGAAGUUGAGCCGCCUUUUACUCAACCCAGUAAGUUACAAACAUUUGUUCCGAUAGACCAAAGGGUCAAAAGACCAAUAACGAAAAACCCCCCAAAAAUACAGCAAUCAAAAAAUGGCGAUGUUCGGGCAGUUUGUCCUGGGCCCUCCGGGCAGCGGCAAAACCACCUACUGCCACGGCAUGCAGCAGAUGUGCCUCGCGAUGAAACGACCCUAUAUGGUAAUCAACCUCGACCCCGGGAAUGAUCAGCUACCCUACGACAAGGAAAACCUCAUUGAUAUCAAGGAGCUCAUCACGGUGGAAGACGUGAUGGAGGAGUUUAACCUCGGGCCAAACGGGGGCUUGGUUUACGCCAUGGAAUUUAUCGAGGACCACAUUGAGGAAUUCUUACUCGUAUGGAUUGCAAAAGUGUCUGGGUCUGGAAGAUUGCGACUUGUCAUGCUAAAUCUGAAUCAUGCAGAAAUCUGUGUUGCAUGAGUGCCAAAAGCUGCCCAUUUUCGACCAAGUUUGGAGGGAGUCUCUCAUGCAGGAUAGGCAUGAUAUUAGAGCUCUCACAGUCUCUGUCAUGCUAGGUCCCGCAUAAUUCCAGACCUCAUGAGUCAUGGAAAACCUGCAUGACAAGUUGCACUUUACUUUCAGACCCAGACAUAUUUGCAAUGCAUAACUCGCGAAAUUGAUGGAAUUCCCGUACUGGAACAGCCGCUAUUUGAUCUUCGAUUUACCCGGCCAGGUGGAAUUGUAUCUCCACCACGAGUCCAUGCGGAACAUCACCAGUACCCUGCAGAAGAUGCUGGAUUUAAGGUUGUGCUGCGUGCAUUUAGUCGAUUCCACCUGGUGCAGAGACGCGGGGAGCUUCAUCAGCGGAACUCUCACCGCGUUGACUUGUACCAUGCACUUGGAGUUACCACCGGUGAACGUGUUGACGAAGGUCGAUUUGAUGAAGGACUUCGCGAAGGAUUUGCCCUUCAGGUUAGAUUACUAUCUGGGAGUCGAGGAUUUAUCGCAUUUACUGCACAACGCGGGGGUGUUGCGGGACGCGUGGAUGGAAGACGUGAAUUUGUCGAAGACGAUGGAGGGGAUGACGAGUUGUGCUGACCCAUCAAAAGCGGCGUUAACUUGUCAGAAGGAUAAGGAGAGUUACGACCGGCUUACCGCCUAUUUGAAAAGCGACGAGAUUGUGGAGCAUAGCGUCAAACAAGAUGAAGUAGAGGGUGCUUCGAAGAUGAAGGAUACUAGUUCAUCAUCUUCCACGACCGGAAAUAAAGAUGGGCCACCAACAUCUAGUACCGACCAGAUUGCUGAAGGCGAGAAACAAGUAGUCGAAGAAGAGAAACAAGCGGCAAGGGGAACGACAGACGCAAAAUCGUCUGCGGCGGCAGGUGUGGCCGGGGGAAGCUCAUCUUCUUCCUCUAGUGUCGAUAGAAGAGGAACCGCUUCAGCUGCUUCAACGACAUCCUCCACUGUUCAGAACGAAAGGCAAAAGACUUCCUCAACCACAAAAAAGAAUCAGUUCCUCCACCACCCCUUAUUUCGGAAAUUCAAGAAGUUCCACGAAUCUUUGGCAGAGUUAGUGGAGGAAUUCAAUUUAGUCCGGUUCGACCCCUGUAACAUCGAGGAUUCCGAGUCAGUGUAUCGAAUCCUGAUGCGGUGCGACCAAUCGAACGGGAGGAUUUUCGCGGAGAAGGCGUGUCAGGAAAUGGAGGAACAGGCUUUGAAGAAGACAAACGAGACGGAAAUGGAUUACAGACGGAUGUUUGACACGGUGUUGAAGGAUUCUACCGCUGAUUACGCGGAGUUUGUGGAUAGAUUGCAGGAGAAAUAUUUGGAUAGCGAGGAUGGGAAAAGAGAAAGACAAGUGCAGCCGUCGCGGGGGGGUUUGAGUGGGAACGCGGUGGUGCCGUUGGCGGAUACAGUCGGUGGCUGCUCGAUGGAAGAGGGAUGAAGUUGUUGCUGGCUGCACUGCCCAAGAGCAAUUGUAGUCUCACGCGCGGCGCAGUCAACAUGGCGCUGGGAUAAACAGACCUCUUGUAAGUACGCCUCGCGAAUUUCAAUUUCUGAAUCUGUUACGAAAGUAGUACUAUGUAUUGAGCAAAAUCAGCAUCAGGCUAUCUCAAGCAAGACAGCGAAAAUCUCGAUCUCGCAUGACUAGAGCUUCUACAACCUAC
Amoebophrya sp. A120 is the source of this 2364-nucleotide messenger RNA. The record is from the annotation of a GenBank genome assembly. NCBI's taxonomy places the organism in Eukaryota, Dinophyceae, Syndiniales, Amoebophryaceae.